This is a messenger RNA of Drosophila erecta, 885 nucleotides long. RefSeq lists its product as uncharacterized. Bases 29 to 871 code for a protein of 280 amino acids. The record is from RefSeq and is a predicted model, not a curated record. Lineage: Eukaryota; Metazoa; Arthropoda; Insecta; Diptera; Drosophilidae. The transcript has 2 exons.
CUGAAAGUCUCAAAAAAUCGAUAAAAAUAUGGCCAACACCGCGAGCCCUGUUCCAGUUUCUGCACCCGAUGCGGAGGUAAAUGAAAAUAAAUCCUUAUGCGAGGGAAUAACUAAGCUGAUCCUGUGGCGCAACUGGAGAAAUUCGCUACUUGUAUUUGGCAUACUACAGGCCUUAAUGUAUGAUCUUUUUUCUGAGCCGGCUCUAUUCGUGGUGAGCGUAUGGGCUUUGACUAUCAUGAUCAUAUCGAUGGGGUACCGUCUUUGCGUUCAGUGCCUUCAUUUGAUUAAAAGAACCGAUAUCCAAAAUAAUAGCUAUCCAAAAUAUCUUGACAUAGACCUAAGUAUCUCCCUGGAGCAAUCUAGGGAACUUGGUGUCCUGAUUCAAACCAAAACUGAGGGGUUCCUAAAUAAUCUACGAGAAGUAUUAAUACUAAAGAGCUUUUGGCGAACAUUCAAGUGGUUCGGUAUUCUUCUUUUAAUUAUCAUAUAUGGAAAGAGCAUUAACUUUCUAAUGGUUAGCCAAUUGGGGCUGGUUCUGCUCUUCACAAUCCCUAAAAUGUUUGAGAUAAAAUCACGUUUUGCAAAAUUUAUAAGGCUUCCUAAAUGUAUUAAGCAAUUUCAAAUUACCAAAGUAAGCAAUCCGAAAACCCCGGAUGCAUUGGACAUGGAAUCCUUAAGUGAGGGCAACGAGGAAACUAUGAAGCAAAUCGAAAAGCAAACGGAAGACAUGGAGCUCUCAACCAAGGAAUCACAGGAUGCGGGCGAUGAUCUUAAAACCUUUGAAGCAAAGGAAGAAAUAUGCAGUGAUGAUUUCGAGCGACUUGCCGAUUCCUGGUCAGACGAAGAGAUACUGUCCGAUCAAACAAAUUGAUACCAGAUAAACUU